UUUGGCUAUUUCUUACAAGGGGGAUGUAGUGCCAUCACAGCCUUUCUAUUUGGUCGAAAUAAAUGAAGGUUCUCUGGCGCCAUCUUCUGGAGAGGUACAUCCACUACAACAAAUGUUACACUUCAGUUUUUUAGCGAACAAGAAAGUGUACACAAAUUAAUGAUGCUGAGGAGACACGCAUCAUCUACAUGACCCUCUUGUGUUUUCAGUUGUUUGUGUAAUCUUGUCGUUUUUUUGGGACAUUUCUCUGCAAAAGCAACAUUGCGGAUGUAACAAUGUCGAUGUCAACAUUUCAAAACGUUACGCUCGUAUCUUGCCUGGUGCUCUGCGUUGCUCUUCUGGUUCCGAAAAUGCUUCUAGGCGGAGAGAAGAAUGGUGYACAGACCGAGGAUAACAUCAAAGGUGAAGAGCGUCGUACCUGCCGAGCUCAGAUUUCCCUCGGUGAGAGGAGAGAACCUGAAGAAAAAGAUCACUGAUUUUCAGCUGACUCAGCUGCAGGAUACGCUGAGGGAGACAGAGAUGGUAAUGGAGAGGAUUGUUUCUAAAGCCAGCUACAGCUCUAAAAGGGUGAYAGGGGUGAGUGCCGACCAAGAGGAGAGACUGCUUCUCCAGCUGAGAGAGAUCACACGGGUGAUGCAGGAGGGCCGCCUGGCGGAGGGGGUUGCCCCACCAGAGAUGGGGGCCCAAUGCUGGGAAGGUUUCCCAGAAGAUCCCCAUCCAUGCUGGGAAGAGCCCUUCUGUGGAUGUGACCAUUCCCAGGCGACCAGCACUGAGGAGCAGCCAGAGACGACCAACGGGAGUGGGGCUGACCAGGAGGAGGGUGGGGCUGAGGAUGAUGAAGGUGGAGCUGAGGCAGGGUCUGAUUUGAAUACUGAUGAGGGAGCUGCUGAUUUAUCCACUGGGAAUGAGGAAGGUGGGGCUAAGUGUGAUGUGGGUGGGACUGAGGUAGAGAAAGAAGGAAUGUACCGGGAGGAGGGUGGGGCCAAUGACAAGCUGGGUGUGGCUGAUAAUGAGAUGGGCGUUGCAGAGGAGCAAGGGGAGGAGCUUGAGUACACACUAAAGAUGUCCAUGGUGUUGGAGUGAGAGGAAAAGGAUAGUGUCAACAGAAACAUCAACUGGCCGUUCUUAGAUGGAACAAGAAGCAGAAGAAAUAACCACAAGGAAACACUAUUGAUUCUUCCCUAAAUUCCUUCCUAUACUUGGGAGAGAGGAGUGCAACCUACAAACAAGUCUGAUUACAUCUGUCAAUAAACAUUUCUUUCUAGCCUCUAAAAGCUUCAAUACUAGAUGGGCCCUAGCAUGAAGGCUGGCAGUUAUCCRGUCUGUAACAGAGUAGAGGAGCAAAAAGCUCCACCUGAGAAAGAUGGUAUCGCYUCUUCUCUUGCUAAGUGACAGUCUGAAGCAGAAGUCAUACAGUACCCACAGUAUUGUACCAGUGUCUGGUUAAGGAGUCCACCAUUGAAUAACACCUUUGACACAAUGUGCUUACAGUAAACUGACUGAUUGGGAUUGUAUUGUGCUCCUACACUUCUGGACUUAAGGAUGCUUUUUGUCCUUAGUGCAAUAAACUGUCAUUAGAAUCAAUGUGAAAUUUAUCUAGAACUUCGAGACCUUGACUCUGACAUUUGUCAAAAAUGAUUCACAUAAUUGAUCUUUAGCUGGUUCUACAUGUCUGUGUGAAGAAAAGUAAAGACUACAAAGUUCAAUCUGCAUAAACCCAUCUGGACUUUGCGCUGUAAGGUUAUCUGCAGUCCAAUCACAAGCCUGAACAAAGAGACGUGUUCUGAUUGGUCUGUCUUUGCCAUCGCCCUCUAAGUAUGGUCUAUGCUAGCCAGAAAUAAUGGCACGCAAGCAAAAAAAGUCUGAAAUUAUAAGUAAAUUGUGAUGACAGUCAGAACCCAUGAUCAGACUAAUUACUACCUAUAGUUAUAUCAUUUAUGUAUUCAAAUAGCUAGUUGUGACUGAACAUAUCUGCAAUUGCAACUUCUACAUUUCUUUUAAUGUCUCAGGAUUUUGAAGCUCUGCACUCCAGUUUCCUUUUAAGGUGAGGACAAAUGUGUAAUGAAAGGAUUCACUAUAAAACACUUGGUCUGGGAUGUGAAAACUUUGAUUAUCAGUAUCUCAGAACUAUGCUUUGCAUAGAUUGAACCUUAGUAGAAAUGAUCAUUGGUGACCUUGGGACUAAGGUUCAAUCUACGCAAAGCAUAGUUCUGAGAUACUGAUAAUCAAAAUGUUCACAUCCCUGCUUACUUCAUGGCUAUAAUGCAACACUGGACCACUAGUUAUAUAGAAAAACUCACUUUUAUACACUAUUGAUUAACCUGUAUGCCAAUGUUAUAAAAAGUAGUCACUGCUGUGGAAUAUCUCUUGGUUGGACAACCAACAACCUUAAAAUAAAAAAUAAGUCUCAA
Salvelinus sp. IW2-2015 is the source of this 2411-nucleotide messenger RNA. RefSeq names its product protein RIC-3-like. NCBI's taxonomy places the organism in Eukaryota, Metazoa, Chordata, Actinopteri, Salmoniformes, Salmonidae. Gene Ontology annotation, cellular component: neuronal cell body; neuron projection; intracellular membrane-bounded organelle. Gene Ontology annotation, biological process: synaptic transmission, cholinergic; protein localization to cell surface. The record is from RefSeq and is a predicted model, not a curated record.